Messenger RNA from Tribolium madens (black flour beetle), 1248 nucleotides. Its product is annotated as probable dimethyladenosine transferase. The coding region runs from base 326 to 1246 and encodes 306 amino acids. Gene Ontology annotation, cellular component: mitochondrial matrix. Gene Ontology annotation, molecular function: rRNA (adenine-N6,N6-)-dimethyltransferase activity. The record is from RefSeq and is a predicted model, not a curated record. Gene Ontology annotation, biological process: rRNA methylation. Lineage: Eukaryota; Metazoa; Arthropoda; Insecta; Coleoptera; Tenebrionidae. The transcript has a single exon.
AUGCGUUUUGCAGACUUUGCUUUUUUGGAGUGCGUUUUAUGGUGUUUCUAACGUAUUUGUGUUUUUUAAAUCUUAGUUAUUGCUCUUUUUACCCAAAAGUGUCACAUAUUGACACAUUGACAGAUGCUUGAUGUAUUGUUGGUUGCAUAUCACUAACAAAUUAAAUUGUAAAAUUUCUAAAUAGACUUGUAUUUGGAACAAAUUGGGUGCGUUUUGGGGCAUUUAUAGACCGUUUGUGUUUUUUUUUUGAGUGGCAUUUAUUGCGUUUUUGCCCGAAAAGUGUGUUUUGUGUGUCACAUGUGUCAGUGUCAACCUAACCUCAAAAAUGCCAAAAAUCAAACCAGAGAAAAAAUCACGUAUUCAUGCCUCUGUGGCGAAACAAGGUAUCACAUUCAACAAGACUUUUGGUCAACACAUCCUCAAAAACCCCCUCAUCAUAACCUCAAUGUUGGACAAGGCGGCCCUCAAGCCCUCCGAUACCGUCCUGGAAAUCGGCCCUGGAACCGGAAACUUGACCUUGAAACUCCUCGAAACCGUAAAACAAGUAAUUGCGUGUGAAAUCGACCCGAGACUAGUGGCAGAAUUGCAAAAACGCGUCCAAAACAGCCCCCUUAAGUCCAAACUCCAGAUCCUGAUUGGGGACGUUUUAAAGACCGAAUUGCCGUUUUUCAGCGUUUGUGUGGCCAAUAUCCCGUAUCAGAUCUCCUCCCCAUUGGUGUUCAAGUUGCUUUUGCACCGCCCCUUUUUCCGGUGUGCCGUCCUCAUGUUUCAGAAGGAGUUCGCUGAUAGGUUGGUUGCCGCCCCCGGGGACAAACUCUACUGUCGAUUGUCGAUCAAUACGCAGCUAUUGGCCCGAGUUGAUAUGUUGAUGAAAGUGGGGCGGAAUAAUUUCAGACCGCCCCCGAAGGUGGAGUCAGCGGUGGUGCGAAUAGAAGUGAGGAAUCCGCCCCCGCCCAUUUCCUACACCGAGUGGGAUGGGCUUACGAGGAUUGCGUUUUCACGGAAAAAUAAGACACUGGGGGCGGCGUUUCGGCAAUCGGUGGUUUUAGCUACGCUUGAGAAGAAUUACAAGUCGUUUUGUAGUGUGAAUGGGAAAGAGGUGCCCCCUGGUUUUAGUGUUAAGGAGAAAGUUGAACAGGUUUUGAAGGGGGUCGAGGGGGAACAAAAAAGGGCGAGGACUAUGGAUAUUGAUGAUUUUAUGGUGUUGUUACAUGCGUUUAAUAGCGAGGGAAUACAUUUUUCAUGAAA